Vigna umbellata (rice bean) is the source of this 572-nucleotide messenger RNA. It is a transcript of the gene NEET, whose product is annotated as 2 iron, 2 sulfur cluster binding protein. Gene Ontology annotation, molecular function: 2 iron, 2 sulfur cluster binding. Gene Ontology annotation, cellular component: intracellular membrane-bounded organelle; mitochondrial outer membrane. Gene Ontology annotation, biological process: regulation of autophagy. NCBI's taxonomy places the organism in Eukaryota, Viridiplantae, Streptophyta, Magnoliopsida, Fabales, Fabaceae. The record is from RefSeq and is a predicted model, not a curated record.
GAGAGACCCUUUUGAAUGGAGUCUGUUCUAAGCCAGGUUGGUGAGUUCAGCAAUGGGAUUACCCCAAAAGGGGUUGUUAGUAACCAUUUCAAGGGUUGUUCUUUUGGUGUUGGGUGGUGGCAACCAAGGGCGGUGGUGUUGGUGAAAGCUGAGGCUGUGGGUAUAAACCCUGAUAUCAGGAAGAGUGAAGAGAAGGUGGUGGAUUCUGUUGUGGUCACUGAACUCUCUAAGCCCGUCACUGCUUAUUGCAGAUGUUGGAGAUCAGGGACUUUUCCUCUAUGUGAUGGAAGCCAUGUUAAGCAUAACAAAGCCACUGGUGAUAAUGUUGGACCUCUUCUUUUGAAGAAGUAAAAUUAUGAUGAUCGAACGUGGCUUAUGUUGUGAAGAUUCCUUUUAAAGUCUAUUUUGAUUUGUAUCUUUGCAAUAAUUUUGUUGAAGUCGGCUGCGAGUGUCAGUUUCGUUUUUAUCUUCAGCUGCGAGUGACAGUAUACAAUCAUGUGAAAGCAAUUUCUUAAAAGAUUGUAUUUAUCCAAAAUAUAUAGUCCUUGAGCUAGAAGGAAAGCCUUUAUUUA